This is a messenger RNA of Paraphaeosphaeria sporulosa, 444 nucleotides long. RefSeq lists its product as uncharacterized. The record is from RefSeq and is a predicted model, not a curated record. Lineage: Eukaryota; Fungi; Ascomycota; Dothideomycetes; Pleosporales; Didymosphaeriaceae. The coding region runs from base 1 to 444 and encodes 147 amino acids. The transcript has 3 exons.
AUGAUGAAUGAAAAUCAACUCAUGAACGUUAUGGCCCUCAACGGUGGUCACGUCCCUGCCAUCGACAGCGCUGUCAAGAACCCAUCCACGCACGUCUGCGUCCUCGUUUGGUCUCUCGAUGGCUACACCCGCAUCCUCCGCAAGGAGACGUCCACGUGCCCCCUCGAAACCGCGCGCGCACUCGCAGACGGUCUGAUGCGCGAUGCCGGCGACUUGUUCGCCGUCGCGGAUGUCGGCGACCAGCUACACGGCCAGCAGGGCUACCGCGGUGGGAGCGGCAAGUUCGAGCUCGACAAGUUCAAGGCCAUGCGGCGUUUCCCGGGCCCGGCGGACGACACCGCGAUGCUGAGAUAUGAGAAUCGGCAGGACAGGGACGAUGUGCCGAGGGGCCCGGCGGCGGACAGGAAGAGGCACCAUAGGGAGGCGCCGGUGUUGGACUACUAG